Molecule: messenger RNA, 2524 nt
Organism: Chara braunii
Lineage: Eukaryota; Viridiplantae; Streptophyta; Charophyceae; Charales; Characeae
Source: the annotation of a GenBank genome assembly
GUGAAUUCUCUGCAUGUUCCUCCCCCUAACCCCUCACUCAUCUCGGUGCUUACUUUUAACGACUGGGCUGACAUCAUUUGGCCUUCUACUUAUGACAAGGAAUCCUUCCCGCAGAUGUCUAGGGACUAUGUCCUAGGGGCCAAGGAGUUAGUGGAAGAGGAUCUGUUGGUUGAGGCUACGAUCAGGGAUGAAGUCUUGAUGACGGAGAAGGUCUUCAUAGAGCUAUGGAAUGCGGUGUCUGAAUUUCACGCGGACUUGGUCCAACCCAUGCCCCAGGAGCCCUGUGGAUCAGAGCCGGACUCUGAUGAGGAUGAUGACCUCCCUCUCACAGAGGAGGAAAGGGCAUUCCACACUAAGUUUGUGGCGGAAUCGGGUGCCCAGUUAGCCAUCAGAUUAGCAAAGGAGAGGACGAAGGGUGUCAAUAAAUUCACUCGUAAUGCCUUUCUCCCAAUCGCUCCCCCUAGAUGGAUUGAGUCGGAGGCGAAAUCUCUUGGGGACAAGGUAUGGGAGUUUGAGACUUUUAACCACCUGGCCCCCAUUAGUGUCAAUGCCUAUAGGCCGUUGGCAUCUCUCACGGAGGAGGAGGUUAACCUCUGUCAGGAGGGGGCGCUUAAUGAGAACACGAAGUGUCGCGAUGUCGCCUGUAAAGACGACAAUGACCGAUAUGUGGCUCUCACCGGGUCGGGACAGGAGCGCGUCUUCGGCUCUGACGUACGUCCUCUCCUGUGGCAGCGUACAGCGGGGGGCGCUUCUUCGGCUCUGCGUGGAUUUGGAUCUGCUGGAGGGUUGAGCAGUGGGCGUGUCUUUGGCGGCUGUGGCAGGCGUCACGCUGCGGAGGCGGAACGAUUCUCCGAGAUGGACUUUCUCGGCUGCGGGCAAGGUCUACGUGAAGUAGAGAUCGACGCGGUGGCAAUGGCGGUGACUGCCGUCGUCGUCAACAUGAUGAGCGGCAUGUCGUCGUCCUCACGCGACAUGUUGACGCAGCUCCGUAAAAGAAGAGCGCAGUUGCAGAGCAUUGCCGAAGCGCCGGAUUGCGUGGCCACGUGUGAGGCAGUCAUUCAUUUGUGUGCUGCGCUCUCGUCUGGCGUUUUUCCGCUGCAGACCCCGCGUUGGCGGAUUAGACGACGGACUGGCGGAACAUGGGAGGACCUCCUCCUGUGUGAUGACGCGAUGGACGAGUACUACCACCAGAAGUUGCGCAUGUCGAUGGCCAUGUUCAGGCAGAUCAUAGCCGCGUGCGCCGCGUACAUGGAGAAGAAGGUCACGCACUACAGGAUGCCAUUGCAAGUGGAGCAGGUGAUCGCUUUCGCGUUGUACAGGCAUGCAGAAGCUGGCGAGCUGUUUGACGCACCUCCGGAGAAUCUCCCGCACGGUGUCUUCACGCGAGGUUACCUGCUAGGCAACAACGGUUAUCCAGUCGCCUGUCCAUGGAUCGUGCAGCCGUACGGAGGAAUCGACCAAGAUCCUAACGAGGAGCGCUUCGACACGCGGCAGAAGGUGGCGUGGGGGUGUGUGGAGAGGGCAUUCGGGUGGCUGAAGUGGAUGUGGCGUAUGUUCCUGCGCACCCACAAGACGAACCUGGACACCUUGCCACAACAAUUCGUGGCCGUGUGCACUCUCCACAACAUCCUCCUCGACGCGGGGAUCGACUUCGAUGAGAACCUUCUGUGGGAGGUGGAUGAGAACGACGUUCGGCGUAGAGUAGACUUGGGCAUUGUCGGGAACAGCGCGGGCGGGUGGCGACGGAGCACGAACGUGGACGGGGACUUGUUGUGGGAUGCACUUCGAGACCUCCUAGCUCUGAUGUAGGACCGUGCGCACGGGGGUGGGGGGGGGGUAAAGCGGGAGGACGUGGGUUGGUAAGAUUGGUAGGCGGGAGGAAUUGUGAUGUGGCCCGUGUCCAUGGUCGUCGUGCGCGAAGUUGCUGGAUCGAUUGAAUGGCAGCAUGGUUGUCGUUGAUAAGUUCCUUUGUUGUUUUCAUCGUGUGGACGGCUGCGUGGUCCGCACAGUUGUGCGAACGUUUAAUAUCGGAAGAACCUUUUUUUUUUUUUGUGACUCUCUCAAAAUGGUUUCUUGUUUUUUUUUUUUUUUUUUUUUUUUUUUUUUUUUUUUUUUUCUCCUUCUUUAAAUUGUUUGUCUUCAUCGGUGUCGUGUGGUGCCACGUUUUUUUUUUGGUUUUGGUGUAUCUCUUCAUUUGUUUUUUUUGUUUUUUGUUUUUUUUUGUGUGUGUCUCUUCAAUCCGUUUGUCACGCAUGUUUUCGUCUGGUGGUGUGGUGGGACGUCAAACAUGGCUGUUGAAAUCAUUGAUGAAAGCUGCUUAACGUAACUUUAAGACGACAAAUACAAACAGAGAAAGUUAAACAUAGAUUGUGUGCAUGCAUAGGAGGCAAUGAUCUUUGAAUCAUUCCACCGAAGAGACAAGAGCAGCGGACACAUGACAAAAAAAAAAGGUGCGCUAUGAAUUUUUUGUGCCGCGAACUGCCAUGAUAAAAAUACAAUACACGAAUGAAUUCAAAGAACUCGU